AUGACUACAUCAGCGAUGGAUCCUCCGCCGCAAAAACCUACCCGUGAUCCAGACCCUGAACCAAACAAAACAUCGAAUUCAGAGAGCAAGGAAUUCUCCGCCGUAUCGGAAGUCUCUUCGAUGAACCCUCCGCCUCCCAGGAACCCUUACACACCUAUUCUCGAGUCGACGGAAGUAGUAAACCCCGAGAUAAUUGAAGAAUCCAAGGACGAUUCCGUCGCUGUAGACGAUAAUAAGCAACCCCGUGUCCGAGUCCGGUCCUGUACACUAUCCCAGAGUGGAGUGGACCUCCGUGCCACAAAUUUCAGCUCGAAGACCUAA
Molecule: messenger RNA, 321 nt
Organism: Microthlaspi erraticum
Lineage: Eukaryota; Viridiplantae; Streptophyta; Magnoliopsida; Brassicales; Brassicaceae
Source: the annotation of a GenBank genome assembly